UGAUCGGACGCUCGGAAUAUUCGCCGCGAAAAUACACAUUCUCUCCGCUGUCUCGUUCAUCCCGGGUUGUCAAAUAAAUCGCGAUCGAAGUUGAGUCGCUUGAGUUAUCAUUCGUUUAUUUUAUCUGCAUUAUUAUUAGUAUUUCUCGUAACCAGACAGAGUGUUGUACAGCUGAACAACGGAUUAUGCCUGGGGUUUAACGAUACUCGAGGGGAAUUCAAGGAUUCAUCUAGUCAAGAAGACAAGAUGCGUUUGUUUAAGAGACUUCCUAAUGAUCCGUGUCCUCAGCUCGUUUCAGCAACUCCAUUAUCUCAGGAUGAAGGUGUUACAAAAAGCUGCGCAAAUGAGCAAAUAUCUACUCCGAAAAGUUCUAGAAACAGCGAAGAAAUGCCACCACCGAGUUCAGCAGUUUCGACGAGAAAAAGUAUCUCAACGUGGGGAAGAAAAGUAGGACUCAGAUGGGAUCAGUUGAAGAGAUCAGACAGCUCCGAGAUACUCUCGGUAUCAGGUAGGAGACGUCGAUGGAGUCCCAAUAGACGGAGUGUGUGCGAGAUGACUGAGGAGGAGACGAGCCCAAAAGAUUCCAAGCCAAAGAGAAUAUCACGUGUUGAGUCCCUCAGAAAUUUAUUUCGAGGGGGUGGCGGUAACAAUGAAGGCUCACCGAAGAGCGGGACGAUUCAGGAGGAAGACCCAGUGGCAUUGAAUCUCUACAAAAUGGACAAAGCACUGAGUGAAGGAGCCCUGAGAACCGUGCCACAAUCGAGGGAGCCACAAAAUCCUCGUACACUGGCAGAAAAAAAGGAUCAACUGAAUCGUGCUAUAAACAAUCUUCAAGAGCAGCAUAAAGUGUUGGAUUAUAUUCUGAAAAAUCAGGAGAUCCUGAAGACGGAGAAGGGGAGUACUUUGGCACGUGAGACACUCGAAAAAGUUCGCACAAACAGCCCAUCCCGUAGAAAGGAACCUGUAGACUUGAGAAAAAAUAACUCAUCCUCCCAGUCUCGUGGCAGUCCUUCAGGCAGUAAUGUAAAGAGAAAUCUUUUCACUGCCAGAGCAAGCAGUGGUGAGAACGAAAGGACUGAGAAUCGAAAAUCCUACACAGGAUCAGCAAUAGACGACCUGAUGUGUAACCUCCGCCUGGGCUGCGACGAGAGUGGCUACGAUUCCGACAGUACCCGAGCAGGAGCAGACUCCCCAGACAGUGAGCAGUCAGUCCCAUCAAUGCUGAAGCCCCGAAGUUUCUCCAUCACCUCGGAGGACUACCAGGGCAUCGACCUCUCCCUCCUGCCAAAUGUCCCCCUCCCCCCAGUGCCCGUGAGCACCCCCACAAAGCGAACCCCAGACCCAAAGCCAGAGACGCCUGAGAGUCCCCGAAAAAUCCAGCCUCUCCACGAAACAAACAAUCUGGACGAAACACUGAACAUAUCCACCCGCACAGACGUUACAGUUAUGUCUGAUGAUGAUGAGACCGACAGCUGCGACGACGAGGCCUUCGAGGCCCUCCAGAACGGUUUAUGCAUUCGUCUAAACCCAGCCCUGAUGGACUGCAAUGUAAACUCAUUCGAGGACAAUUUCACGAGCAUUCCCUCGAUAAUCCAGAACAACAACAAUCCAAUUUCAAACCCAAGCGCCUACAAGACCCCCUCAAAGUCCAAGCUCUCGUCGAAGUCCCAACUCCCCCCUGAGGACGAGCCAAUGCCACUGAUCGCUCGAUCGAGACUGCAGUCCCCCCAGAGAAUCACAAAAUCCCAAUCGAGCAUUAAAAACCGAAAGCUCUCGAACGUAAGUGUCUUAAACCUCCUAGACAACGCAGCCUCACCGAGCAAAGACAGUCCUCCAGCAUCGAAGCUGAAAUCCAUAUCGAUGAAUCCAAUUCACUACUACAGCCCCAAGCGUACUCGUUCAAAAAUGGAUCCAGAGCCUGACGAUGUAUGUAACAAGAUAAAACGCCCAGUGGCAACUCCAAAGACCCCCUCAUCAACCUCAAAGCUUCCUACUCGUCGUGAAUUGAAGACACUGAAGGUCUUCGUGGACAAACCAGGAAAUUUGGGUAUUUCUGUGGAUCGUCAGGAGGCGGUGAGGCCUUACUACAUCAUUUCAAAGCUGGAUCCCAACGGGGAGGCUGCUAAAUCUAAGAAAAUUCAUGUUGGUGAUGAGAUUGUUCGUGUGUCUGGUCGUCAGGUCAGAGGGAUGACAGCCUCUGAAGCUAGAACAGCCUUAAAAAGUUGUGUUGGCCCUGUGGAGCUGAAGAUCGCCAGGGAGCCUAGGUUUGCGUUUGACGGAGAGUUGGGGGACACCUGGGGGGACCCAUUGGUGCGCACCAGGAGUGAUACCGAGGUCUGGACACUCAGGGAUUCAUCGGUGGAGACGAAUCCAGAGGUUAAGGAUGCUCGUGAGGGUGAGGCGACCAGUUGCCAGGUCAUUGGGGCUCUGACCAAGGACGGCAGGAGUCUCUCUAAUGUCACGAUGAAUCGAAUUGACAGUGCUGAGGGUAAUAAUGGGGGUAAUGAGAGUGUCACACGCAAGAUCACUGGCAUGAGGAAGUUUCAAGUGCCCACGAAACGGUAUUCAACGCCGGUGUCGCUGGGACGUCGAGCCACCAGUGCAUGCAUGGAUUUAUUGACAAUUACUCUGGAGAAGGGGGCUGAGAAGAAACUUGGGUUUUCUAUCGUUGGGGGGGCUGAUAGCAGCAAAGGGACGAUGGGAAUUUUUGUCAAGGAUAUUCUGCCUGACGGACAGGCCGCUGAGGAGGGCACUCUGAGGGCUGGGGAUGAGAUCCUUGCGAUUAAUGGAUUAUUGAUGGAGGGACUUACUCAUGCUAAAGCGCUGCAAACGUUCAGGGCUGCCAAACGAGGGAAAAUGAUUAUUCAUGUGGGCAGGAAGGAGACGACACAUAAACGGUUAUUAGUUGGACAUUAAAGUCGCAUUAACAUGUAGGAUGAUGGGUCAGUCGAAAUCCUACGACUGUUUGGACAAGUUGAUAGAAGGCAGAGAGGAAUGACUAAGAUCGAAUAAUAUCUAGUUACCAUUUUUUUUCGCAGAUUUAACUUUUACUCUUUCAUAAUUAUGCGUUAGGAAUAAUUUCCUAUGAGCGAUUUCUUGGUCCCUGAGAAUCCGUAUGUACAUAGUUUCAUUGAAUUUAGUUGAGUACGCGUAAUGAGUUGGGGUUUUGAUUAUUAAGAAAAUUGUGAUACUUGAUUUAGAUUUUUUUAUCAACUUGAUGAGAAUUUUCAAUGUCUCAAGAUUUUUUUUUUUUGUAAAUUGGAGAAUGAUGUCUGAUGGGAGUAGUUUUUGUACAUAGAAAUGAAUCAAUGAUUGUGAUAUUGAGAAUUGAGCCUUUCCAGUCGGUAAUUAUUUUCACCGCUCAAAAGUUUGAGGGGAAAAUUUAUCUGAAACAUAAACAAAGGAAAAUAUUCCUGGCGGUUUCCACUGUUUGGCCCGGAGUAGACACCCAAGUGAAUAUCUCAAUUCUCAUUGGUUACAAAUCAUUAUUCCUCAAUACCGAAUUAUUACUCUUCGACAUUAGCUUCAAGUUUAUUGGACCUAUCCCUGUUAGACACAAUCCGCUAACACGAGGUAUACGGUCCGUAAGGCGCAAGUGGUUCACAAUUAACAUAUAUUUUUAUGUUUUGAAAUGUUGUUUGUUUAAUUUGAGCCACAGGGUAAGAUACGUUUGGAAAGAUAACAGAAACAUUUUUACGAAAUUUUGUGACACUUAAGUAGACAUCCAGUCUACUCAUAAUUCGUUUAGCAGCGGGGAAUUGAGGGAGUGCAGUUGUAACAUUAACUUGUAAUUAGAUUUUAAAUGUAAUGAGACUGACAUUGAGCAAUGUCUACCUGAAAUAAUGCUGUGAUACGGAUUGUAGUCACAUAUUAGUUUAAAUGUCGUACAAAAACAAACAAUGUAAAUACAAAUAAACACGUCAUUUUGUUAAU
Diachasma alloeum is the source of this 3933-nucleotide messenger RNA. RefSeq names its product PDZ domain-containing protein 2. Gene Ontology annotation, molecular function: protein binding. The transcript is spliced from 7 exons. The coding region runs from base 247 to 2916 and encodes 889 amino acids. The record is from RefSeq and is a predicted model, not a curated record. NCBI's taxonomy places the organism in Eukaryota, Metazoa, Arthropoda, Insecta, Hymenoptera, Braconidae.